GUCUUGUAACAAAUACAAAACAUUGAGAACUGACUUCAUGACAAAAAUUUUAAUUUGUGGUAGGAUUCCAUGAUAAUCCUGUCGAUCUUUUGUUUGGGACCUGGUUUAGUAUGAUUCCAACUUCGUCCUCUGGUGGGAAUCAUUGAGACAUUGAAUCAGUGUAACAGUGAAAGUGCUGCUAUACGUUACUUUGUUGAUAAGGUUUUGAUUAAUAAAUCGUACAAAAGUUGGCUGGACCCAGGUUUGAAUAAAAUUUUGCUUUGUUUGAAGUUUUGCUUUCACGACUGCUAGUAAACUCCAGUACGAUUUGAUUUCAAUCUAACCCUAGAACCAAAUAUCUUAUUUAAUGUUCGUAGCAAAAUAUAUUUCAUCCCAAAAUGGAGCGUCUUUAUUAAUGAACUGUUCUGUAAAAUGAGUAUCGAUAUAUGCUAAUGCUCAAAAUAUUGUGUGAAGGUAUUCAUGCCGUCUUUUUUUAUCUUAUAGUCUUUAACGCAUAGGAAGGACUGAAUUCCUGAUAAUACAUUCUUUAUGUUUUGGAAUCAUCUUCAUCAUUUAAUCUCUAAAACUAUGCGUUCCUAUUUUUAUCUUUUAGAAUUCUGUACCGUAGAACCUCUUGUAGAAUAAGAAUAUGCCAUCUGUAGAUGAGCUGGUCUUGGAAGAAGAUGACCUACCUUAUGAAGAAGAGAUAUUGCGCAAUCCAUUCUCUGUCAAAUGCUGGCUGAGGUACAUUGAUCACAAAGAAAAUGCACCUUAUAAGCAGCUCAACAUGGUCUAUGAGAGAGCUUUGAAAGAACUUCCUGGAAGCUAUAAGUUAUGGUACAACUAUCUACGAAUCAGACGAAGCCAGGUUAAAGGUCGAUGUCCUACGGACUCGAUGUUUGAAGAAGUUAAUAACGCACAUGAACGAGCGUUAGUUUUUAUGCACAAAAUGCCCCGGAUUUGGAUAGAUUAUUGUAAAUUUCUUGUGGAUCAAAGAUGUCUGACGAGAACGCGUCGUACUUUUGAUCGCUGCCUUGAAGCUCUUCCAGUGACGCAGCAUGAUCGGAUUUGGCCGUUGUAUAUUGAAUUUGUGAAAAAAUAUCCCAUUCAUGAAACGGCGGUUCGAGUUUUUCGUCGAAUGCUGAAACUCAUUCCAGAAGAAAGUGAAGACUACGUGGAAUAUUUAAUAUCGAUCGAUCGUUACGAUGAGGCAGCUACAAAACUUGCGGAAAUCGUUAACGACGAGAGUUUUGCGUCGAAACAUGGAAAGACAAAUCAUUUACUUUGGCAUGAGUUAUGUGAACUCAUUUCGAAGAAUCCUGAUAAAGUACAUUCGCUAAAAGUCGAGGCAAUUAUUCGUGGUGGUUUAAAACGUUUCACUGACCAAUUAGGACAACUUUGGUGCGCUUUAGCUGAUUAUUACAUCAGAAGCGGACUUUUCGAACGAGCGAGAGAGAUUUAUGAAGAAGCAAUAGAAACUGUGACCACUGUCCGUGAUUUCACACAAAUUUUCGAUGCGUACGCUCAAUUUGAAGAGUCCGUUAUUAGUUCGAAAAUGGAAGAGGCGGCUGAAGAGGAACAGAAUGAAGAAGAUGACAUUGAUAUUGAAUUACGACUCGCAAGGUUCGAACAUUUAAUUACGAGACGUCCAUUACUUCUCAAUAGCGUCCUCUUGAGGCAGAAUCCACACAAUGUAAACGAAUGGCUUAAACGAGUCGAGCUUUACGAAGAUAACUUAGCACAGGUCAUCAACACAUACACAGAAGCUAUACAGACAAUAGAAAUACCGAAAUCCGUUGGAAAGAUCUCCAAUCUCUGGGUUUCCUUCGCUAAAUUCUAUGAGAAGCAUGAUCAAAUUGACGACGCUCGUACAAUUUUUGGAAAAGCGGUCCUUGUGUCUUACAAAGGCGUCGAAGAUCUGGCCACCGUGUGGUGCGAGUGGGCUGAAAUGGAACUACGACACGAAAAUUUUGAUGGCGCAAUCAAUUUAAUGAAACGAGCGACUGCAAUGCCACCUAAACGCGCUGGAUAUUUCGACCAUACCGAACCAGUCCAAAAUAGAGUAUACAAAUCAUUGAAACUCUGGUCCAUGUACGCUGAUUUAGAAGAGAGUUUCGGGACCUUCCAUACUUGUAAAGCUGUUUAUGAUCGUAUCUUGGAUCUCCGAAUCUCCACUCCGCAAAUUAUUAUCAAUUACGGAAUGUUUUUGGAGGACAAUCAUUAUUUUGAAGAGGCUUUUAAGGCUUAUGAACGAGGUGUCGGGAUGUUUAAAUGGCCAAACGUUUUCGAUCUUUGGAAUACAUAUUUGACUAAAUUCAUUGCAAGGUAUGGUGGAAAGAAACUAGAGCGCGCUAGAGAUCUUUUUGAGCAAGCUUUGGACGGAUGUCCUCCCAAGUUUGCAAAAAAUUUGUAUCUCUUAUACGCCAAGCUUGAAGAAGAACAUGGGUUAUCAAGACACGCAAUGGCAGUCUACGAAAAAGCUACGAAGGCCGUUUUACCAGAAGAAAAAUAUGACAUGUUUAAUAUAUAUAUUAAACGUGUGGCGGAAAUAUACGGAGUUACACAUACAAGGCCGAUAUACCAACGUGCGAUUGAAUCACUCGAAGAUGCUCAAGCGAGAGAUGUUUGUCUCCGAUUUGCUGACCUUGAACAGAAACUGGGUGAAAUUGACAGAGCAAGAGCGAUUUAUGCUUUCUGCUCUCAGAUGUGUGAUCCAAGAACCACAGCUGAAUUCUGGCAGACGUGGAAAACUUUCGAAAUAAAACACGGAAAUGAAGACACAGUUCGUGAAAUGUUACGAAUCAAACGAAGCGUUCAAGCAACCUAUAAUACUCAAGUCAACUUCAUGUCGGCUCAAAUGCUGGCUGCUGCUUCCAACACUACAGGUACUUCGGCCGAUCUUGCACCUGGUGAUCCGGGAACAGAUGAAAUGAAACUUCUCGAAGCCAAAGCUCAGGCUGCCAGUGCUCAGAAGGAAAAAGUUCAGCCCAAGAAAGGAAUUCUAUUUGUUAGAAGCGAUAACACACAGAAUCCUGCUUCAGAACAGGUUGUCACUGAGAAUCCAGAUGAGAUAGAUCUAGAUGCCAGUGAUGAUGAGGAAGGGUUGCCAGAUAUUUCGAUUAAAAAACGAGCCGUUCCUGAUCAAGUAUUUGGCGGAAUCAAAAGAGCUUCUGAUGAUGAAGAAUGAGCGCAGAGCUGGUAAUAUGCGGUCAAAACCAAUUACUCAGUGACUUGAAUUGACUAUCUCAAGAAGGCCUUGGUUGGAUUUUUCAGUAAUGCUGUUCAUACUGAUACAGACUCAAUGUUUUGAUGAGAAUUGAUCGUAAAACUGAAACCAAUUCAAAACCAAGGUUGGGCGUUUGACUGCCGCUUCCAUCAGCAGUGAUGGUCGUAUUUUGGAGUAUGAACAUUUUUGAUAAAAAUUUAUUAGGAGUUAACGUUCAAAAUUCAUCAGACUACACCACAAUGUUUGUCCAACUCGCUUAAUGCCUACUUCAAGGCUUUGGCUGCUUGACUAACUGUCGCCUACAAUUUUCACUAGUUGGCUUUAGAUUAUUCAUGCAUCUGAAAAUUCCUGAUAUAGGCAGUGGUUCCAAACCAUGACCCGCAUGCCUGCUGAACUUUUUUUGUGUGUUCAAGAUCAGGGCUACUCAACUUCAAAAUUAUUUGGGUCCAGUCUUUCCAGAAAUUAUAUUUCGGCAUCUUUAAACACGCACUUCCUCGGCCGACUAAUGAUUAUUAGCUAAUCAAGAUUGUUAUUCAUGGCGUUAAGAGUUCUUUUCAUAGAUAUUUGAAUCUAUAAAUAAAAUGAAACUCCAAAAGUGGGGUUAACGAUUCAAAAUAAAGAUUUAGGUGCGGUCCGCCGCCAGUUGAGUAGCCCUGUCCCAGAUCCCCCUUCAGCUUAUUAAAUUUUGGCCUUUGCGACUCUUUCAAACGACAUGGCACAGCAAUUUGGACCAAGACGUAUCUAUUGGCUACCAGUAAUUUGUGUUUAUCCAAUGGACGCAAGCUUUUGGUUUUCGGCUCCUUACCAAGCUGGAUAUAUAUGUCUUUGUGUGGAGUGUUCUUCAUUUUUAUAUGAUAAAGUUAUGUACUCUAUCUGGUAACUUUUGUGCUUCAAUUGUUUUGCCGAAUUCAUGUACCAAAUUGACUUUUCAAAUGAUUUGUAAUAAAACUAAAUCAUAGUGAA
Messenger RNA from Styela clava, 4168 nucleotides. Lineage: Eukaryota; Metazoa; Chordata; Ascidiacea; Stolidobranchia; Styelidae. The record is from RefSeq and is a predicted model, not a curated record.